AUGGAAGCCUUCCAACUACUCUCGCGGGGACUCAAUUUCGACAAGAAACGCUUUCAGAAGGAUGCACAACUCUUCACAAAAGCACCGACAAAAACCAAGAUUUCUCCAGCUACUCAGGCAGUAGCGACGGGGGCGCUUCCCGCUGAGCUUGAUUACUUCAAAUAUGCACCGGGCAAGAGGAAAUCAGAAACAGAUGGGAAUGCUGUCGUAAAGAAGCGGAAAACGACCCAUGAAUCGGAGUCCGAUGAGGAGAGCCUAGACGAGGAGGCAGAGGGGACAGAAGAAGAAACUGGCGCACCUGCAAGACCCCGACAAAGAAUCGUCGCCAAGGGUUCAAAUGUGCCGGAGCCAGUCGAAACGUUUGCGGCUCUGGCUGAACGGUAUCAAGUGUCUUCAUUGAUAUUGUCCAACUUGAAUACCUACGGGUAUCAUCACCCCACGGGUAUACAGUCUCAUGGAAUACCAAUACUAUUAGAGUCGCGCGAUUUAGCUGCCAUCUCCCCUACCGGCACAGGGAAAACUCUUUCUUACCUACUUCCCAUCAUGGCUUCGUUGGGCGCGCCUGCAUCGAGCUCAAAUACGAACGCAGGAGCAGGUGCCCGUGCUGUUGUCCUCGCGCCGACCAGAGAAUUGGCGCACCAAAUCCACAACGAGUGUCUGAAGCUUGCCCAAGGCCGCAAAUGGCGAAUAAUAUUAUUCAGCAAAGCUACUUCCAAUACGCUUUCAGAUAAGUCCGCGCGGGAUAAAGUUGAUAUUAUCAUCAGCACUCCUCUUCGACUUGUCGCCUCGUUGAAGGCCGGUAAUCUGGACUUAUCCAAUGUCCAACAUUUAAUACUGGACGAAGCCGACCGGAUGCUGGACCCCGAAUUCCUAAACCAGAUUGAGGAAGUUGUUGCUGCUUGCACCCACUCAAAGCUCCAGAAAGCCGUCUUUAGUGCGACGCUUCCAGCAAAUGCAGAGAAAAUUGCCAUGGAAAUGUUAAACGACCCAAUCCGAGUCGUCGUUGGUUUGAAGGAUACCCCGCUUCCGCUGAUUGCCCAGUCACUCACCUACGUCGCCGACGAUCCCUCCAAACUACCCAGUCUUCUCGCCUACCUUGCCCAACCAUACGAUCCACCAGUACUAAUAUUCACCUCUUCCCAACCGCGCGCGACAUCCCUGGCCCAAGAGCUUAUUCUCAACGGCAUACCCAAUGUCGACUGCUUACAUGCAGGAAUGACCAAGAAGGAGCGCGAAGACACGGUUGCGCGGAUGCGAGCAGGCGAGAGCUGGGUUAUGGUUAGCACAGAGGUUAUGGCGCGUGGCAUGGACUUCAAGGGCAAGUCGUCAUCUUAUCCCUCUUUUCUUUUUUUCAUAAAUAUGCAGGCAUUCAGCUAUGUCCACCGUAUCGGACGGACUGGCCGUGCUGGACGUGAAGGCAAAGCGGUCACAUACUUCACAGACCAGGACGCACCGUAUCUCAAAGCGAUCGCGAAUGUCCUGCUGCAAUCAGGGUCGAAAGUGCCUGACUGGAUCAUCAAGCUCCCGAAGCCGUCAAAAAUGAAGCGCAAACAAAUGGGCAAGGUGAAGCGUGAUGAAGGGGUCAAUCCCGCGCGGAAAAUCGGACGAAAAGACGCGUUGAAGAAAAGGGACAUGAUCGCGGGCUCCAAGAGAAGGGUGGCAAAGGCUGAGGGGAAGAGUGGCGACGGACACAGUGACUCUGAGUGA
Mycena indigotica is the source of this 1707-nucleotide messenger RNA. RefSeq lists its product as uncharacterized. NCBI's taxonomy places the organism in Eukaryota, Fungi, Basidiomycota, Agaricomycetes, Agaricales, Mycenaceae. Gene Ontology annotation, molecular function: nucleic acid binding; RNA helicase activity; ATP binding. The coding region runs from base 1 to 1707 and encodes 568 amino acids. The record is from RefSeq and is a predicted model, not a curated record. The transcript is spliced from 7 exons. Gene Ontology annotation, biological process: maturation of SSU-rRNA.